Neohortaea acidophila is the source of this 1003-nucleotide messenger RNA. Its product is annotated as carbonic anhydrase. Gene Ontology annotation, molecular function: carbonate dehydratase activity; zinc ion binding. The transcript is spliced from 5 exons. The record is from RefSeq and is a predicted model, not a curated record. Bases 329 to 889 code for a protein of 186 amino acids. NCBI's taxonomy places the organism in Eukaryota, Fungi, Ascomycota, Dothideomycetes, Mycosphaerellales, Teratosphaeriaceae.
CAGUAAUCCCUUUCACACCUUUUGAAAUGUUUCGUCCCAGAAGCCUUCCCGCGAUGACUACAUGGAGUCCAUGCCUAGGCCUGAUGUCCUGUAAUCACUGACUAAUGCCUUGUCAAACCUCGUCGGAUGGCGCGCGUCAAAGUAAGGUAAUCGAUUCACGUUCGCUGCAAUGACAACUGCGGCGUAGACUCAGCAUACGGCCGGGGCAAAGUGUACUUAAGGGGACAUGCUCUGCCUUCCUCGUCUUCUCUUUGUCCAUCCAUAGCACCAUCAUCGUCAACAGCUUCUCCCGCCUUCUAAGCUUCAAACACCCAGAACCGUCCCCAAGAUGUCGAAAGUCCCAAGCGCCCUCACCGACAUGUUCGAACGGAACCAAAAACACGCCGAAAGCCGAAAAGGCAUCCCCACCCUCAUGCAAAUGCACAACCGGCAGCGCACCCCCGACGACGGCGUGAUGAUCAUCACCUGCGCCGACCCGCGCCUGAAUCCCUACGCCAUCUUCGGGCUGGACGAGACGGCGCAACAACGAUUCCCCGUCGUCAUUCGCAAUGCGGGCGGGAGGACGUUUGAUGCUCUGCGCUCGAUUGCUGUGCUCGAUGCUAUUGGGUCGCCGUCGACGAUUGUGGUUAUGCACCAUAGCGAUUGCGGCAUGACGCAUUUCCACGACGCGGAUGUGAAGAACAUAUUGCUUUCGCGGACCGAAGACCCCGCGGAGCGCAAAUGGAUUGAGAAUACGAAAUACGGCGAGAUGCUGGGACCGCCCGAGGACAGCAUUCGAGAGGACGUGACGUUGCUGCGCAACUCGCCGUUCGUCAGAAAAGAGACGCAGAUUGUGGGGGUCAAGUACGAUGUCUUCAAAGGCACGGUGGAGGUGAUUAACGUUCCGUGAAGGGGGGGAUCACAUGGGGACGGAGCGGCGGUCGAUACUGCGAGCGCAUUGAUUCGGCGUACGGGGGAAUCAAGGCUUGGUGGCGGGUCAGCAUUGUUGAAAACUUGAUGUCAA